GAUUGGGUCUUCAGAUAAAUUACAGCAGUGAGCCAUGUCUUUGCUUGAUGGGCUACCCAGACCCAAACGAAUUCCAGAGAGUGGAAUGGGCCACUUGUAAAAGCGUCGAGCAUCAGCACCAGACCAGAGACCCGACUACAACUUCAAAAUCUUACCCUUCCCUUCUCUGUCAGAGAAAUUCCGAUUUUGUAAAGAUAAAAUCCUGCUAAGGCACUACGCUGAAUCCCGCCAACACCCCCACCGUAUUGCUGACUACUAAUUUUUCUUGCUCUGUAAAAUUUCAUAGAAUUUAGUGCUUAUCUUUUGUCAAAAAGAAACAAUGUUUGUAAAACUGCAAUUAGAUGCCCGUUGUUUUAACAUAUUGAGCUCCCCCAGGACCUCACCCAUCACAGGAGCUUCAGUCUCCACAAACACAGGAGUAUCACUUUCUCCACUAGAAAAGAUUGAAACUGUCAAGAAACGCAGAGAGCAAAGCCUUCUUGAAAUCCCCAAUAGACGAAUUCCCAAGAAGGUCAACACAGAUCACAAACAGAUUCCUAAGAAACCUAGCUUCAAUAAAAACCCAGAUAGAGAACCGAGAAAUAACUCAAGGAAUAGUACUCGAGUUGAAAAUAAGAAGAGUUUUGGGGUUGGUUUGGAGAGGCUCGAUGGUAAUGGCUCGGUUGAUAGAGCGCACACCAAAUGUUCGAAGAAAUGGGCAUAUUAUGGAGGUUGUAUUCCAUCAAUUUUGGAAGCUCUUGAUACGAUUAAAGACCUUGAUGAGGCAUUGAAGCCAUGGGAGGAUACUCUUAGUAACAAAGAGAGGAGCAUAAUUUUGAAGGAGCAGUCUAGUUGGGAGAGAGCUUUGGAGAUUUUUGAGUGGUUUAAGAGAAAGGGUUGCUAUGAGUUGAAUGUGAUUCGCUACAAUAUUAUGCUCAGGAUUCGUGGGCGAGCGCGAAAUACCAUGAUCCACAUUUGUGGUAACCAUGGCCAGCUUGAAGAAGCGGGUUCACUUAUGCAGAAGAUGGAGGAGCUACGAUGCCCACCAGACACAAGGACGUAUAAUAUUCUCAUCUCCCUUCAUGCUAAGCAUGAUAAUAUAAGCAUGGCAGCUAGCUACUUUAAAAGGAUGAAGGAGGCUGGAUUAGUGCCAGAUCAUGUGAGUUACCGCACACUCUUGUAUGCCUUCUCAAUAAGGCAUAUGGUCAGUGAUGCAGAAGACCUGGUGUCUGAGAUGGAUGAAAAGGGUCUGGAGAUUGAUGAGUAUACCCAGUCUGCUCUGACUAGAAUGUACAUAGAAGCUGGGAUGCAUGAGAAAUCAUGGCUUUGGUUCAGGAGAUUUCAUCUCACAGGGAAUAUGAGUUCUGAGUGCUAUUCUGCCAGCAUUGAUGCAUAUGGGGAGCGCGGCCAUAUUUUGGAAGCUGAGAAAGUUUUCAUGAGCUGCCAAGAGGGGAAGAUGCUGACUGUCCUCGUGUUUAAUGUGAUGAUUAAAGCAUAUGGGUUAGCGCAAAAAUAUGACAAAGCAUGUCAGUUGUUUGACAGCAUGGAGAGUCAUAGUGUACUUCCAGAUAGAUGUAGCUAUAGUUCUAUCAUACAAAUUUUGGCUGGUGCUGACUUGCCAGACAAAGCGAGAGAUUAUCUGAAGAAGAUGCAAGAGGCAGGAUUGGUUAGUGAUUGCAUCUCCUAUUGUGCUGUGAUCUCAAGCUUUGUGAAAUUAGGUAAACUGGAAAUGGCUGAGAGGCUUUAUAACGAGAUGAUAGGUUUUGAUGUGAAGCCAGAUGUCAUAGUUUAUGGUGUACUGAUAAACGCGUUUGCUGAUGCUGGAAGUGUUAAAGAAGCUCUUGGUUAUGUAGAUGCAAUGAAAAGAGCUGGUUUGCCUGGCAAUACAGUCAUAUACAACUCCUUAAUCAAGCUUUAUACCAAAGUCGGGUACUUGAAAGAAGCAGAAGAAACAUACCAGCUGCUUCAGUCGUCAGAUUCUGGUCCUGAUGCAUAUUCUUCAAACUGUAUGAUAGAUCUCUACAGCGAACAAUCCAUGGUCAAGCAAGCAGAAAAGAUUUUUGAGAGCUUGAAGAGAAAAGGGAACACAAAUGAGUUUACUUUUGCAAUGAUGUUGUGCAUGUACAAAAGACUUGGGAGGUUCGAGGAAGCCACUCAGAUUGCAAAACAGAUGAGAGACUUGGGACUUUUGACUGACUUGUUAAGCUAUAAUAAUGUGCUUGGGUUGUAUGCAUUGGAUGGCAGAUUCAAAGAGGCUGUGGGAACUUUCAAGGAAAUGGUAGAAGCUUCCGUUCAUCCCGAUGAUUGUACAUUCAAAUCUCUUGGAAUUGUUCUGGUAAAAUGUGGAAUAUCGAAGAAAGCUGUUACCAAGCUUGAAGCAACUACGAAAAAUGAUUAUCAGAAAGGAUUGCAGGCAUGGAUGUUAGCUCUCUCCACUGUAGCUGAGAUAGAUGAUGAUUAUGACGAGUAAAUUUAAGUUGUAGUUUAUGGGCUGUAUUCCUUCUCUCUUCCGUCUAAUGUAGUGGAAGUUGCAUAUUGUUGUCACGUGUAAUGGACAAGAUCAACAAAAGUGUAAAGUGUAUAAAACCUGUAGUUUCUGUAUUUUUACUGUGUUGAUAAAAUAUGUCAAAUGUUCAAAAAAGUGUGAUUCAA
Molecule: messenger RNA, 2631 nt
Organism: Populus euphratica (Euphrates poplar)
Lineage: Eukaryota; Viridiplantae; Streptophyta; Magnoliopsida; Malpighiales; Salicaceae
Product: Tetratricopeptide repeat (TPR)-like superfamily protein
Exons: 1
Coding region: 320-2449 (709 amino acids)
Molecular function (GO): protein binding; mRNA binding
Source: RefSeq, a predicted model, not a curated record